Messenger RNA from Coniosporium apollinis CBS 100218, 1578 nucleotides. RefSeq lists its product as uncharacterized. The transcript is spliced from 3 exons. The coding region runs from base 1 to 1578 and encodes 525 amino acids. The record is from RefSeq and is a predicted model, not a curated record. Lineage: Eukaryota; Fungi; Ascomycota; Dothideomycetes.
AUGAACCCGACAGAUUACUACGACGACGACGCGUACGCUCCGAGGUCACCUAAACUCCAGGCUGUCAUAGUGAAAUCAAAACCCUCACCGUCUCCGCCUCCAUUCAUCCCCAGGUCAGCGCGUAUACCGACCCCUGACCCCGUUAGUCUCCACUCUGCUCACACUGGAAAGCGUGCUAAGAAACGCAAGACCCAACCCAGUCAAGGGGACGCCGUCCUGGUUGGGUGCAUGGACCCUAAUCGGCCAGAUAUUGCCAGGCAAGCCGCCGUACAACCAUUGAACUCCGGCUCGGACUUGGACGAAGAUUCUGCCGAGGAUAUGGAUACCGUUGACGGUGGUCCAGUCGCGAUGCAGAGAGCUAGCCAUGCAAACAGUAUAUCCACUAAUUCAACAAGCAUAGCCCAGGUUGUUGCUGAGGCAGCUUGCAAAGCUAUGGAGAACAUGGACGGAGGUGAUACUGUUCUCCUUUCAGCGAGGCCUCCGCUCGAUGGAGAAGCCAAGCAAGUUCGAGAAGACAGACCUCCAGACGACAAGGGGAAUUCGGACGUUGUCAUGGAUGGCUCAACGGAUCCUCCUCAGCUAGACGGCAUUACGGGAAUGGCAGCUGUGCAUCGACCCAAAGAACGCGCCAACUCGCUCUCCCAGAGAAACAACGACAAGGCAAAUCGCACGAUAAAGCCCCGGACAAACUCAUUUCCGAGGAGUUAUCCUGUUGAAGAUACACUCGCCACAUCGCCAAACCUUGGCGGAUUCACCAUACCUCGAUCGAAAGGCUCUCCUGGACAGACUUUACGACCGCUUCAAAGUCCACUCUCAUCUCCGCGAGACGGGCAAUCACUGCCACCCUUUAGCGAGCUUGUCGCCGAUGCUGCUGGAGGUCGAGCGCCUAGCUUCCCGCACAGACAAUCAACCUCCUCCAGCGUAGGUUCCCCGAUCCUCAACAGCCGACCGUUCCCGAACGGCAACCAGCACUCGCCUCCUCGACUACCAUCAAUAAGCCAGACGUCGCCAACAAGCGACGGUUCGUCUCAGCUCUCACCGUCCGCGACCUUGCAGCCAAAUCCGUAUAUGUACGACCGACGGCCGUCGACCACUUCGCCGGACGGCUUACCGUAUCUUACUCCGUCCACCGAAGGCUUCAGUCCCGGGUCCAAGCAUCCUAGGAUGAGCCUGGAGGCGGGCCGGCCGCUGCUACCACCUCCGCAGCCCUCGAACCAUCCGCACAUCUCGCACGUACCGCCGCAUGGCCUUGGCGGCUUUAAGUGCACGCAUUCAGGGUGCACGGCUCCACCGUUCGCUACACAGUAUCUCCUCAACAACUGCCCCCGCGCGGAAGGCGGCAAAGGCUUCAAGCGGAAGAACGAGAUGAUCAGACACGGCCUCGUGCACGAGUCGCCGGGGUACGUGUGUCCGUUCUGCCCGGAUCGGGAGCACAAGUAUCCGAGACCGGAUAAUUUGCAACGACACGUCCGCGUCCACCACGUCGACAAGGACAAGGACGAUCCAGCGCUGCGAGACGUCUUGGCGCAGCGAGCGGAGGGCGGCACAAGGGGGAGGCGCAGGCGGGUCGGCACAUAA